Messenger RNA from Hippopotamus amphibius kiboko, 7444 nucleotides. RefSeq names its product neuron navigator 3 (gene NAV3). The record is from RefSeq and is a predicted model, not a curated record. The coding region runs from base 458 to 7378 and encodes 2306 amino acids. Gene Ontology annotation, biological process: nervous system development; neurogenesis. Gene Ontology annotation, molecular function: ATP binding; ATP hydrolysis activity; protein binding. Lineage: Eukaryota; Metazoa; Chordata; Mammalia; Artiodactyla; Hippopotamidae. The transcript has 40 exons.
GGCUUUUUUUUUUUUUUUUCCUCCCCUCCUCCUUAAAACGAUUUCCAUAGUAACCUGAUCAAGUGGCUCAGUAUCGCAAACCUGAGGAUUUCCGCGGCCCGCCGGCUUGACCUCAGUCAGGUUUACAGGAACUGUGUAAUUAUUUAUUAAAAUGGAAAACUGUGAAGAAAGAAAAAGAUAGCAGUUGGAGUUAAAAUUCCUGGAUGAAUAUUUUGCUUUUGAGAAGUCCACAUAUGAAAACGAUAUGCUGAUUUGGAAAGUCCCAGGAGUAAAUUACAAAAUUCAUUUUUUUCCAUUCAGUCCAUGGAUUUUUUAAUUAUUCCUUGGAGCUGAUGGAGUUCAGAGACGGUGCGUGAUGGGAAAUGUGGCAUGCCAGUGUUUUCCUAGUGAUUGCAUCUUGGAUUAGUUUGCUGCUCUUUUGAAGAGAUUCCAUUGUGAAGGGUAAGAACCUAAUGUGAUGGAUUUAUCUUCAGAGAUGAACAGACAUGGGAAGAAUCCAGUGAGUCACAAGCUAGAAGAUCAGAAGAAGAUUUACACGGACUGGGCCAACCACUACCUAGCAAAAUCGGGCCAUAAGCGGCUGAUCAAGGAUUUGCAACAAGACAUUGCAGAUGGAGUACUGCUAGCAGAAAUCAUCCAGAUCAUUGCAAAUGAAAAAGUUGAAGAUAUCAAUGGAUGUCCUAGAAGUCAAUCUCAGAUGAUUGAAAAUGUUGAUGUCUGCCUUAGUUUUCUAGCAGCUAGAGGAGUAAAUGUUCAAGGUCUAUCUGCCGAAGAAAUAAGAAAUGGAAACUUAAAAGCCAUUCUAGGGCUGUUUUUCAGUUUGUCUCGCUACAAGCAGCAGCAACACCAUCAGCAGCAGUAUUACCAGUCCCUGGUGGAGCUUCAGCAGCGGGUCACGCACGCCUCCCCUCAGGCAGAAGCCAGUCAGGCCAAAACCCAGCAAGAUAUGCAGUCCAGUCUGGCAGCCAGAUAUGCAACUCAGUCUAAUCACAGUGGAAUUGCAACCAGUCAAAAAAAGCCUACUAGGCUUCCAGGUCCCUCUAGGGUGCCAGCUGCAGGCAGCAGCAGCAAGGUCCAGGGAGCCUCCAAUUUAAAUAGGAGAAGUCAGAGCUUUAACAGCAUUGAUAAAAACAAGCCUCCAAAUUAUGCAAAUGGAAAUGAAAAAGAUUCCUCCAAAGGACCUCAGCCAUCUUCAGGUGUAAAUGGUAACAUGCAGCCCCCUGGCACUGCUGGGCAGCCCCCUGCCUCCGCCAUCCCUUCUCCGAGCACCAGCAAGCCAUGGCGCAGCAAGUCCAUGAAUGCCAAGCACAGUGCCACCUCCACCAUGCUGACCGUGAAGCAGUCGAGCCCAGCCACCUCUCCCACACCCUCUGCAGACAGACUGAAGCCCGCUGCCUCGGAAGGGAGCAAAACAGCUCCCUCGGGACAGAAAUCCAUGCUUGAGAAAUUCAAGCUGGUCAAUGCCCGGACAGCUUUACGACCCCCACAGUCUCCCAGUUCAGGACCCAGUGAUGGUGGGAAGGAGGAUGAUGCCUUUUCUGAAUCUGGUGAAAUGGAAGGUUUUAACAGUGGUCUGAACAGUGGUGGCUCAACAAAUAGUAGCCCCAAAGUGUCACCGAAAUUAGCCCCUCCAAAAGCUGGAAGCAAAAAUCUCAGCAAUAAAAAGUCUUUGCUACAGCCAAAGGAAAAAGAGGAAAAGAACAGGGACAAAAAUAAAGUUUGCACUGAACAACCAGUCAAGGACGAGAAAGAUCAGGUGACGGAGACGGCUCCAAAAAAGACCUCUAAAAUCGCAAGCUUAAUCCCAAAGGGCAGCAAGACGACAGCAGCCAAAAAGGAAAGCUUAAUCCCCUCUUCUAGUGGGAUUCCAAAACCAGGCCCAAAGGUGCCAACAGCCAAGCAAACUGUUUCACCUGGCAGCUCAGCAAGCAAAGAGUCUGAAAAAUUCAGGACUACCAAGGGAAGCCCUUCCCAGUCCCUCCCUAAGCCCAUAACCACUGAGAAAGCAAGCACAUCCAAUUGCCCUGCUCCUUUGGAAGGAAGGGAAGCCAGCCACGCGACUCUGGCGGGUUCCUGUGCGGGGUCAGCGGCACAAGGCAGUGGGCAGAGCACGGGAAAUGGUGCUGUCCAGCUCCCUCAACAGCAGCAACACAGCCGUCCAAAUACUGCCACCGUGGCUCCAUUCAUUUAUAGAGCACAUUCAGAAAAUGAAGGUACCUCUUUACCGUCUGCCGACUCCUGUACCAGUCCUACUAAGAUGGAUUUAUCAUACAGUAAGACAGCUAAGCAGUGCCUAGAGGAGAUAUCUGGCGAAGACCCGGAAACAAGAAGAAUGAGAACAGUGAAAAACAUAGCAGAUUUGAGGCAGAAUUUAGAAGAGACUAUGUCCAGUCUUCGUGGGACCCAGAUAAGUCACAGCACCCUGGAGACAACAUUUGACAGCACUGUGACCACAGAAGUGAAUGGCAGGACAAUACCCAACUUGACAGGUCGACCCACUCCCAUGACCUGGAGGUUGGGCCAGGCAUGUCCUCGACUUCAGGCUGGAGAUGCUCCCUCGCUGGGUGCUGGCUACCCUCGCAGCGGUACCAGUCGUUUCAUCCACACAGACCCCUCAAGGUUCAUGUAUACUACACCUCUCCGUCGAGCUGCUGUCUCUCGGCUGGGAAACAUGUCACAGAUUGACAUGAGUGAGAAGGCAAGCAGUGACCUGGACAUGUCUUCUGAAGUCGAUGUUGGUGGAUAUAUGAGUGAUGGGGAUAUCCUUGGGAAAAGUCUCAGGGCUGAUGACAUCAACAGUGGGUACAUGACAGAUGGAGGGCUCAACCUGUACACUAGAAGUCUGAACCGAAUACCAGACACAGCGACUUCCAGGGAUGUCAUCCAGAGAGGGGUUCACGAUGUGACAGUGGAUGCAGACAGCUGGGAUGACAGCAGUUCGGUGAGCAGUGGUCUCAGUGACACCCUGGAUAACAUCAGCACUGAUGACCUGAAUACCACGUCCUCGGUCAGCUCUUACUCCAACAUCACUGUCCCAUCCCUAAAGAACACUCAGCUGAAGACAGAUUCAGAGAAACGAUCUGCAGCAGAUGAGCCCUGGGAUAGUACCGAGGAGCUGAAAAAAACCGAGGAGGACUUUGAUAGCCAUGGGGAUGGAGGUGGCAAGUGGAAGGGCGUUUCCUCUGGACUUCCUGAAGACCCUGAGAAGGCAGGGCAGAAAGCCUCCCUGUCUGUCUCACAGACAGGCUCCUGGAGAAGAGGCAUGUCAGCCCAAGGAGGAGCGCCAUCGAGGCAAAAAGCUGGCACCAGUGCGCUCAAGACCCCUGGGAAAACUGAUGAUGCCAAAGCUUCUGAGAAAGGGAAGACUCCCCUGAAAGGAUCAUCUUUACAGCGGUCUCCUUCAGAUGCAGGAAAAAGCAGUGGAGAUGAGGGGAAAAAGCCCCCCUCGGGCAUUGGAAGAUCAACGGCCACUGGCUCUUUUGGAUUUAAGAAGCCAAGUGGAGUAGGCGCCUCUGCCAUGAUCACAAGCAGUGGAGCCACCAUAACAAGCGGCUCGGCCACACUGGGUAAAAUCCCCAAAUCUGCUGCCAUUGGUGGGAAGUCAAAUGCAGGGAGAAAAACCAGUUUGGAUGGUUCACAGAAUCAGGACGAUGUUGGGCUCCAUGUUAGCUCAAAGACUUCCCUGCAGUACCGCAGCCUGCCCCGCCCAUCCAAAUCCAGCACCAGUGGCAUUCCUGGCCGAGGUGGCCACAGAUCCAGCACCAGCAGUAUCGAUUCCAACGUCAGCAGCAAGUCAGCUGGUGCCACCACCUCGAAACUGAGAGAACCCACGAAGAUCGGCUCAGGGCGCUCGAGUCCCGUCACUGUCAACCAGACAGACAAGGAAAAGGAAAAAGUAGCAGUCUCAGAUUCAGAGAGUGUUUCUUUGUCAGGUUCCCCCAAAUCCAGCCCCACAUCUGCUAGUGCCUGUGGGACACAAGGGCUCAGGCAGCCAGGGUCCAAGUAUCCUGACAUCGCCUCACCUACAUUUCGAAGGUUGUUUGGUGCCAAGGCAGGUGGCAAAUCUGCCUCUGCACCUAAUACUGAGGGUGUGAAAUCCUCCUCUGUAAUGCCCAGUCCUAGUACCACAUUAGCGCGACAAGGCAGUCUGGAGUCACCGUCGUCUGGUACGGGCAGCAUGGGCAGUGCUGGUGGGCUAAGUGGCAGCAGCAGCCCUCUCUUCAAUAAACCCUCAGACUUAACUACAGAUGUUAUAAGCUUAAGUCACUCGUUGGCUUCCAGCCCAGCAUCGGUUCACUCUUUCACAUCAGGUGGUCUCGUGUGGGCUGCCAAUCUCAGCAGUUCCUCUGCUGGCAGCAAGGACACUCCGAGCUACCAGUCCAUGACUAGCCUCCAUACGAGCUCUGAGUCCAUUGACCUCCCCCUCAGCCACCAUGGCUCUCUGUCUGGACUGACCACAGGCACUCACGAGGUGCAGAGCCUGCUCAUGAGAACGGGUAGUGUGAGAUCUACUCUCUCAGAAAGCAUGCAGCUUGACAGAAAUACACUACCCAAAAAGGGACUAAGAUAUACCCCAUCAUCUCGGCAGGCCAACCAAGAAGAAGGCAAAGAAUGGUUACGCUCCCAUUCUACUGGAGGGCUGCAGGAUACUGGCAACCAGUCGCCCCUGGUCUCCCCUUCUGCCAUGUCAUCUUCUGCAACGGGAAAAUAUCACUUUUCCAACUUGGUGAGCCCAACCAAUCUGUCUCAAUUUAACCUUCCUGGGCCCAGCAUGAUGCGUUCAAACAGCAUCCCAGCCCAAGACUCGUCCUUCGAUCUCUAUGACGACUCCCAGCUUUGUGGGAGUGCCACAUCUCUGGAGGAGAGGCCACGGGCCAUCAGUCAUUCAGGCUCAUUCAGGGACAGCAUGGAAGAAGUUCACGGCUCUUCACUCUCACUGGUCUCCAGCACUUCUUCUCUUUACUCUACGGCUGAAGAAAAGGCUCAUUCAGAGCAAAUUCAUAAACUACGGAGAGAGCUGGUUGCAUCACAAGAAAAAGUUGCCACCCUCACAUCUCAACUUUCAGCAAAUGCUCACCUCGUAGCAGCUUUUGAAAAGAGUUUAGGGAAUAUGACUGGCCGACUGCAAAGUCUAACCAUGACAGCGGAACAGAAGGAGUCUGAACUGAUCGAACUAAGAGAAACCAUUGAAAUGCUGAAGGCCCAGAACUCUGCUGCCCAGGCAGCCAUUCAGGGAGCGCUCAAUGGUCCAGACCACCCUCCCAAAGAUCUCCGCAUCAGAAGACAGCAUUCCUCCGAAAGCGUUUCUAGUAUCAACAGUGCCACGAGCCAUUCCAGCAUUGGCAGUGGUAACGAUGCCGACUCCAAGAAGAAGAAAAAGAAGAACUGGGUGAACUCUAGAGGAAGUGAGCUGAGAAGCUCAUUCAAACAAGCCUUUGGGAAGAAAAAGUCCACCAAGCCUCCUUCCUCACAUUCAGACAUUGAAGAGCUUACUGAUUCGUCCCUUCCAGCGUCCCCCAAGUUGCCCCACAGUGCCGGUGACUGUGGGUCAGCCUCCAUGAAGCCCUCGCAGUCCGCCUCGGCGAUCUGUGAAUGCACAGAGGCUGAGGCAGAGAUAAUUCUGCAGCUGAAGAGCGAGCUCAGAGAAAAGGAAUUAAAAUUAACGGACAUUCGGCUGGAGGCGCUCAGCUCUGCGCAUCAUCUCGAUCAGAUCCGGGAGGCCAUGAACCGGAUGCAGAAUGAGAUUGAAAUACUGAAGGCUGAAAACGACCGGUUGAAGGCAGAAACCGGGAACGCAGCGAAGCCUGCCCGGCCCCCGUCCGAGUCCGCAAGUAGCACUUCCUCCUCAUCCUCACGCCAGUCCUUAGGACUCUCUCUGAACAAUUUGAACAUCACGGAGUCUGUCACCUCAGAUAUUUUGCUCGAUGACGCUGGUGAUGCAACUGGACAUAAAGAUGGCCGCAGCGUGAAAAUUAUAGUCUCCAUAAGCAAGGGCUACGGUCGAGCAAAGGAUCAGAAGUCUCAGGCAUAUUUGAUAGGAUCCAUUGGUGUUAGUGGAAAAACCAAGUGGGAUGUCUUAGAUGGUGUAAUUAGACGUCUCUUUAAGGAAUAUGUGUUCCGAAUUGAUACAUCCACUAGCCUUGGUCUGAGCUCUGACUGCAUUGCCAGCUACUGUAUAGGAGAUUUAAUUAGAUCCCAUAGCCUAGAAGUGCCUGAACUGCUGCCUUGUGGAUACCUUGUCGGGGAUAACAACAUCAUCACUGUGAACCUGAAAGGAGUAGAAGAAAACAGUUUGGACAGUUUUGUUUUUGAUACGCUGAUUCCAAAACCGAUGACCCAAAGGUACUUUAACUUGCUGAUGGAACAUCACAGAAUUAUACUCUCGGGACCUAGUGGUACCGGAAAGACCUACUUAGCAAACAAGCUUGCUGAAUAUGUAAUAACCAAAUCUGGGAGGAAAAGAACAGAGGAUGCAAUUGCCACUUUUAAUGUGGACCACAAGUCUAGUAAGGAAUUGCAACAGUAUCUAGCUAACCUGGCUGAACAAUGCAGUGCUGAUAAUAAUGGUGUAGAGCUUCCAGUGGUAAUAAUUCUCGAUAAUCUUCAUCAUGUGGGCUCUUUGAGUGAUAUCUUCAAUGGUUUUCUCAACUGUAAAUACAACAAAUGUCCAUAUAUUAUUGGAACUAUGAAUCAGGGAGUUUCUUCAUCACCAAAUCUAGAGCUGCAUCACAAUUUCAGGUGGGUACUAUGUGCAAACCACACAGAACCAGUGAAAGGCUUUUUAGGCAGAUAUCUUCGAAGGAAACUGAUAGAGAUGGAAAUUGAAAGGAACAUUCGCAAUAAUGACCUAGUCAAAAUUAUAGAUUGGAUUCCUAAGACAUGGCAUCAUCUCAACAGUUUUCUGGAAACACACAGUUCUUCUGAUGUUACCAUUGGUCCUCGACUUUUCCUUCCUUGCCCCAUGGAUGUAGAAGGUUCUAGAGUAUGGUUCAUGGAUCUCUGGAACUAUUCUUUGGUACCUUAUAUUCUGGAGGCAGUGAGAGAAGGUCUGCAGAUGUAUGGGAAACGAGCACCUUGGGAAGAUCCCUCUAAGUGGGUGCUUGAUACAUACCCGUGGAGCUCAGCAUCUUUGCCUCAGGAGGGCCCGACAUUACUUCAGUUGCGACCAGAAGAUGUUGGGUAUGAGGGCUGCAUAUCCACGAAGGAAGCUACAACCUCAAAGCACAUUCCACAAACUGACGCGGAGGGGGAUCCCCUGAUGAAUAUGCUAAUGAGACUCCAAGAAGCAGCCAAUUGCUCGGGCGCACAGAGCUGCGACAGUGACAGCACCAGCCACCAUGAAGACGUUUUGGAUUCAUCUCUUGAAUCUACCCUCUAGAGGGUGAAAAAAAUUUAGGGGAAAAGACUAUGCUUAAAAAAAAAAAAAAAAAAAAAAGUUUAAAAA